GUGAGGACCAGUCUCUGCUGACGAGCCCACACUCUAUCACCUGCUCUGCGUCAUGAAGGUCCCUACGGCUGCCCUUGCUGUCCUUCUCUGCACCAUGGCUCUCUGGAGUGAAGUCUUCUCUGCACCAUAUGGUGCUGACACCCCAGUCUCCUGCUGCUUCUCCUAUGGCCGGCAGAUUCCCCGCAAAUUUGUCGCUGACUAUUUUGAGACCAGCAGCCAGUGCUCUGAGCCAGGUGUCAUCUUCCUAACCAAGAGAAACCGGCAGGUCUGCGCUGACCCCAAUGAAACCUGGGUCCAAGAAUACAUCACUGACCUGGAGCUGAAUGCCUGAGAGGCUUGGAGGCAGCGAGGAACCCAGAAACCUCCAUGGGCCUUGUGGGGAGCCAGGACCUAAGCCUCAGGAACGUCCCCGCCACCUCUACAGCUCCAUCUCCUGCAAGCUGUUUGCUGCCAAGUAGCCACACCCAGGGACUCUUAACUUGAAUUUUAAUUUAAUUUAAUACUAUUUAAUUUUGUAAUUUAUUUUAUUGUCACACUUGUGUUUGUGACUCUUUGUUCUGAAGACCUCAGGGCACUUCCCAAUACCCAUUCCCCACCCCCCCCCCCUUGCUCAGACUGUGUCUAGUGACAGCAAAGUGGCUGUCACCAGCCUGUUCUGUCUAGCUAGGCGUGGUGACAAGGUGACAAACUGACAAGUAAACAAUGGAUGCUUUGUCUAUA
Molecule: messenger RNA, 720 nt
Organism: Peromyscus eremicus (cactus mouse)
Lineage: Eukaryota; Metazoa; Chordata; Mammalia; Rodentia; Cricetidae
Product: C-C motif chemokine 3
Exons: 3
Coding region: 53-331 (92 amino acids)
Biological process (GO): immune response; positive regulation of ERK1 and ERK2 cascade; chemokine-mediated signaling pathway
Cellular component (GO): extracellular region
Molecular function (GO): CCR chemokine receptor binding; chemokine activity
Source: RefSeq, a predicted model, not a curated record